GCGUCCGUCGUCACGUCCUUCCGCUUGUACUGUCGCGCGCGGCGAAGUCUUCUGUGGAUAGACGACGCAUGGGCAUUCUGCGCUAUGAUAUUUAAUAUUACCCUGAUGGUUACCAGUGCUUUAUAUCUGAGAGGCUACGUGUUUCACCCUCGAUGGGCAAAGGUAGCGCUCUAUUACACGAUAGCCCAAUGCUUUUAUGCAGUUGUCUGGUGUUCCCGGCUAUCCAUUUUGUUUACAGUUAUACGAUUGGCAUAUUGGGGAACCCAGAGGAGGCUGCUCAUGUGCACUGCAAUCAUGUUUGGCGUUAUAUGGGGUUUACUGUUUGCACAAGUGUGGUGGACCUGUGAAUCGAACCCCAGUUGGAAACUACAACCACGUCCGCAGUGCCCUCUCGGCAGAGAUGUCGCGAUAACACAGAUCGUUACCGAUGUUUUAGGAGACACCGUCCUUAUCUUGGCUCCAUUUCUUAUCAUUUACAAAGCUACAUUGACGACCGCGCAAAGAGUCCGGGUGAUUUGCCUCUUUUCCACCUCAGCAAUCACCACAGCUGUCAGUCUCACUCAUGCAUAUUACGUCUUUACUGUGGGAGGGCUAAAGGAGGGAGUGUCUGCUAUGUUCGAGGCGUCUGUAUCCCUGAUCGUCGCGAACUUAAGCGUGGUUGUUACAUUCUUCUUGCGCAUGCUCGCAGAAGACGAGACGAUCUCGCGACCGAUGAUAGAUUCGGGUUCUAACACUAUACAAUUUGGAAGAGUCGUCGAAGAUCCUUAG
Suillus bovinus is the source of this 768-nucleotide messenger RNA. RefSeq lists its product as uncharacterized. Lineage: Eukaryota; Fungi; Basidiomycota; Agaricomycetes; Boletales; Suillaceae. The transcript has 6 exons. The annotation marks the transcript as partial. The record is from RefSeq and is a predicted model, not a curated record.